UGAAACACAGAAUUGCAAAUGAACGAGCGCAUUGAUACUCUCUCUCUUCUCAUAUUCAAACCCUAAAUACCCACUAAACCCCUAAACCAUUGUUGAUACUCUCUCUCUCUCUCCUCACAUUCAAACCCUAAAUACCCACUAAACCCCUAACCCAUUGUUGUAAAACCCGCCCGCAAAUCCCAUGAACCAUGCUUCCAAGGCCCUCAAAUUCCUUCAACUCAGUAAAAUCCACACAUGGGCCGAAUCAGAUCGACCAAGUGAAACCCUAAAGAGAAGAAUUGCAGAGAUCAAUAAGAAGAAGCUAUUGUUGAGAGAGAAAAAGAAUGAAUUUAUUGUUUAUGUUCCUGAAUCCUCCGCCUAUCUUGACACUGCAACCAUGCCAAUGGUCCUCGUUGCCGUUGGUUUUGCUCUCUUGGCUAAGAUUCUAAUGAUGAUUGAUGAGAGCAGAUCCCAAGAGCGGAUUGAGAGAAAAAUUCAAAACGCUCCUCCAGGCACAGGAAUGGUGAGGAUGCUUACUCGGGAAGAGUGGGACAAGAUCCAGGAGAUAAGGCCAAGGACUCCUUUUGAAUCCAAGCUUGCUCGACCAAAUGCACGCAUAAGGACUGGAGAGCGAGUGCAUAUGGAAGAUGUCAAGGAUUGGACUGUUGAUGUGCUUACAGAUGCACUUACAAGAAUUGAAGAAAGUGUCCGGCACUAAACAUGUAGGUGACUGGUUUCGGGAUUGAGAUGUAUCGUUGUCCAAUUUUGUAAAUGGUUUAGUUUACUGCAUAACAAUAUUAUCCUUUAUUGUAGCAAAAUAUUACUAAAGGAAAAAGAUAAUAGUGUUUUCCUGACUUUUAAA
Amborella trichopoda is the source of this 841-nucleotide messenger RNA. RefSeq names its product cytoplasmic dynein 2 light intermediate chain. NCBI's taxonomy places the organism in Eukaryota, Viridiplantae, Streptophyta, Magnoliopsida, Amborellales, Amborellaceae. The record is from RefSeq and is a predicted model, not a curated record.